AUGUCCAAGAUCUUCUCACGACUCACGGCGUCUACGCAAGGCGGCCGGUCGUUCUACGAGCAGCUUCGAUCCUACGACGACGAGCCAGACUAUGAUAUUGAGGCAGGACCUGCCCGCGGAGACUCCAGCCGACUCUUCGACAGCAUCCCUGCACCCACGCUUGCCGCCGCACGACGCAACAAUGCCCACAGCGUGGUAUCGCCAGGAGCGAGCAGCCGAGGCCCUCCGAUGAGGUGGCCACAACACGAUGACGACGGUGACGAAGACGUGCCCGCUUCGCUGCUCGUCGAGUCCAACAAGGCCAUGGCGAAUCCAGCCCUCGAUCAGACAGAAGCACAACAUUACCGCAGCCCAGAGCCCUCAUCAGGCCACGGCCGAGCUCAGUGGCGACCACCCACCGAGGAAGCCAGACACGAGAUCCCCAAACCAAGCGCACAACCAACGACGACGGCACCACCGCCACCACCAUCUUUCGGAUCUCUCGUGAACGCGGGGCCGUCAUUCGACCGCAAGAAUGCAGCUCUGUGGAGAUGGGCGAACAUUACAAAUCUCGAUAGCUUCAUGAGAGAUGUCUACAAUUACUAUGAGGGCGAUGGAAUGUGGGCUAUCAUGUGUUCAAAUGCCUUGAGACUAUUAGAAACUUUAUUCGUCGCUGUCCUGCUCACAUUUCUGACGCAAUGUGUCGAUUACAGCAAGGUGCCGCACAGUCAGUCGUUGAAGCAGGUCGUCGUACCUCAGUGCACCCAGAAGAUGUCUGGCCUAUGGAAUUUUGGCAUCUGGCUUUACUCAUUCUUCUUCAUAUGGAAAUCCGUGCAGUACUUCUUCGAAAUUCGCCGUCUACUUCAUAUCCGCGAAUUCUUCGUUGUCCUUCUUGAUAUUCCGGAACAGGACAUGCAGACGAUAUCCUGGCAAGACGUUGUUGGUCGAAUUAUGGCUUUACGAGAUCAGAAUCCUAGGACAGCGGCUAAUAUGCCACAAAACAUACGACGCUUCAUUGGUAGCCAGUCUAAGGAGCGCCUCGAUGCUCACGACAUCGCCAAUCGACUGAUGCGCAAGGAGAACUACCUCAUCGCCAUGAUCAACAAAGAUAUACUAAACUUGUCGCUUCCGUUCCCGUUUUUGCGAGGUCGUCAGAUGUUUUCAAAGACCAUGGAGUGGUAUCUCCACUACUGCAUCCUUGAUAUGGCAUUCAACGAACUGGGUCAAGUACAGCAAGAUUUCUUACGUGCCGAAAGAAGAGGAGUCUUGAGUCAAAAGUUGAAGCAGCGAUUCUACUUUGCUGGGUUGCUGAAUCUCAUCUUUGCCCCGAUUGUCCUCGCAUACGUCAUUAUCGUCUAUUUCUUCACGUAUUACAAUGAGUAUCAAAAAGACCCCAAGCUAGCUGCGGCACGUAAAUACACCGCACUUGCUGAGUGGAAAUUUCGCGAGUUCAACGAGCUUCCUCAUCUCUUUUACGAAAGACUUCAUAUGUCAUUUCCGUUCGCAACCCGAUACAUUGACCAGUUUCCCAAACGCAUGACAGAGGAUAUCGCGAAGAGUAUUGCCUUCAUGUCUGGCGCACUUACAGCCAUUCUUGCAGUUUGCACUUUGCUCGACUCGGAAUUGUUCCUAUCAUUUGAAAUUACAAAAGACCGGACCGCCUUGUUUUACCUGGGAAUAUUUGGAGGAAUCUGGGCCAUCACCCGUGGAAUGGUGUCAGAAGAGACGCAAGUGUUUGAUCCGGAGUAUGCUUUGAGGAACGUUGUUGAGUAUACUCACUAUAUGCCUGAUCACUGGCAGGGAAGACUGCAUAGCUUUGAAGUUAAGCAGGAGUUUUCGGAGCUUUACAAGAUGAAAGUUGUCAUCUUUCUGGAAGAGAUCUUAGGCAUCAUAACUACUCCCCUGUUGCUACUGCUGUCACUACCUAAGUGCAGUGACCAGAUUGUGGAUUUCUUUCGGGAGUUUACGGUACACGUCGAUGGCAUGGGCUACGUCUGCUCGUUUGCCGAAUUCGACUUCAAGAGGGGACCCGGCCAGCCCGUCGCUCGUCAGGGAGUAGCCAAAGAUGUCCGCCAGGAUUAUUAUGCAACAAAACAUGGAAAGAUGGCUGCGUCUUAUUAUGGUUUUCUUGAUAACUAUGUCAUCAACCCGAAGACUGGUAUCCCUGGACACCUGCCUCCAGGGACACAGCAGCCAUUCCACCCUCCCCCUGCGUUUCCCAACCUGAAUUCGCCCACUCUGGCAGCCGAUAUGCAAGGCUCUCAUAUAGAGACAGGAAGAAACAGGAGCCGGACAGCUGGGCUGGGUGCAUUCCCGAGAGGCGGGCAUAGCAUUACGCAACCAUCCCCUAUGGCAUCUAUGUUAUUGGAUGCCCGCCACCAGCCUUCGAUCGCCAAUGUGGCAGGCAGAGGGCCAUAUAAACCGCGUCCGUCACGCGGUACACACCCUCAUCCUGCGGUCCAAAUCCCCGAGGAGCCCUUUGAGGCCGAUGCUGUAGAGGGGCAGGGAGGGGAGAGCUCCGAAGCAGGCGCUAUGCUUGGGGAAUCUAUGUGGCAGACAUCACCGGGCAUCAGUAAGGAAAACAGCAGCAUAGCCCACGCGAAAGAGCCAGAUGUUGGUGUUCUUGGAUUGAUUAAUCAGUUUCGGCAAACACAGCCGCAUCGUCGCGGAGGAGGAGUAAUUUAA
Trichoderma breve is the source of this 2664-nucleotide messenger RNA. RefSeq names its product autophagy protein apg9 domain-containing protein. Lineage: Eukaryota; Fungi; Ascomycota; Sordariomycetes; Hypocreales; Hypocreaceae. Gene Ontology annotation, biological process: autophagy of mitochondrion; protein localization to phagophore assembly site. The coding region runs from base 1 to 2664 and encodes 887 amino acids. The transcript has 2 exons. The record is from RefSeq and is a predicted model, not a curated record. Gene Ontology annotation, cellular component: autophagosome; phagophore assembly site.